AGGGAAACAGUCAGUGUACGGCCGGCCGUCGAACUAGUCGGACGGGUGCACGAUGCACGCGCGGUGAAUAAAAACAAUCGCAAUGCUGUUCGAGAGUCCCAACGCGAAAUUGUUCCCGGCUUUCAACAUCCCACCGCCCGUUAGGCUCAGCGGCGCGCUGGGCGGGUUGGAGGUGGUAGAAGGCGGUCUGGUGGGCGGCGAGCUGGCGCAUGUACUGAGCGCCCAAGCUGCCGCCCACGCAGCCGCCACAGCAGCAGCACAGCAACAGCAGCAACAGCAGAUAGCAGUACAGCAAAUAAAAACUUCACCAUCAUCAGGACGUUCGACUCCAGUUGCGACGGGCGCCGGUACAACUUCCCCAUCUCCUAGUAAACUGUUUGUUGGGGGACUAAGUUGGCAGACAAGCUCCGAGAAGCUAAGAGAAUAUUUUGCAAUGUUUGGAGCAGUCACCGAUGUACUUAUUAUGAAAGAUCCGGUAACACAGCGUUCGCGCGGCUUCGGCUUUAUCACGUUUCAGGAGGCCUCGUCCGUGGACAAGGUCCUGGCCGUGCCGGUGCACACGCUGGACGGCAAGCGCAUCGACCCCAAGCACGCCACGCCUAAGUCGGCCCCCAAGCCGGCCAAGACCAAAAAGAUAUUCGUGGGCGGAGUCGGCCAGGACACGUCCGCCGAUGAGGUACGCGCAUACUUCUCGCAGUUCGGCCUCGUCGAGGACGCCGUCAUGCUGAUGGACCAGCAGACCAAGCGGCACCGCGGCUUCGGCUUCGUCACCUUCCACUCCGAGGAGGCUGUGGAGCGCGUGUGCGACAUCCACUUCCACACGAUAAAGAACAAGAAGGUGGAGUGCAAGCGCGCGCAGCCCAAGGAGGCGGUGGCGGCGGCGCCGCUGGCGCUGGGCAAGCGCCUGGUGCUGCGGCCCGGGCGGGGACUGGUGUAUGCGGCGGCGGGCGGCGUGGGCGCCGUGCCGGCGGUGGGCGCGCACGCGUACCGGUACGCGCCGUACGCGCUGCCCGCCGCCGCCGCGCCCGCCACGCUCGUGGCGCCGCCCGCGCCUGCGCCACAGCCCGCGCUGCCGCAGUUCGGCGCCGCCUACUCGCUCGCCGGCGUCGACAUGUCGUCCUUCCAGGGCGUGGACUGGAGCGCCAUGUACGGCGUGCCGAUGUACAUCUAAGCGCGACACGGUGAGAACCCCCGCCCGCCUCCGGCUAGGUCGUCCCGCGAUUACGUUUCCCCGAACAGUUCCUAAGCUCAUUUCGGACGGUCUCGCCGUGGUCCGCAUCAGUAUUGAUGUCGGUUAGCCGACGUAGGUUAAGUCAGUUCCCCCGACGAGCAGUCGUCCUCGGCCCGAUGCGGGACCGAAAGCGAGGAAUUCGCAUUUUUAUUUAAACUUUCUUUAAUGUAAGGCGAAGAUCUCAAGUAAUUUAGUUCGGUCUAAAGGGAGUGAUUCUCUUAUAUUAUAUUUUGUUUUGAAUUUGUAAUUUCGUAGUGUAUAGUGCACGAUCGUGGGCAGGACGUCGUAUUAUUUUCACUCCGCGGAGUACCCGUCGAAUCUCAUCGCCGCUACGUAUGUUAACGAGUAGAUCGUGUCGUGGGCCGCGCCCGCCCGAUGUGCGCCAUCCCCUCGAUCAGUAUUAGAGUUUCGUGCCAUUAAUUAACGACAAAAUUGUGCCAAACGUAUUCGUAUUAUCGGUAGUAUCGACUGAUCGACGACACGUCGGCCGCACGUGAGGUUCGUUUGCCGCUUUUUGUACUUGGCGCCCUUCCCCGUCACUCGCGAGCGCACGUCGCGCGGGCCCCCGCCACCUCACCCAUACAUAUCUAACGAGUUGAAAAGCAAUCAUUACAUGGCAUCGUUUGUAUGAAUUAGUAGUUAAUACACCCGAAACGUGGGCGCGAUGGCUUUUUCUACUGACGCCGUUAACGCGGCACCUCGACGUUUUUACUCUGUCGUGCUUCACCGUCGACCCCGUAUAUCGAAAUUAAAUUACUGUUUUAUCGUGCGCUAGAUGGCGCCGCUCCUCUCUUUAUGGAUUUGUACGGUAAAGCAGUUCUUUGUCUGUGUGAAACGCGAUCGACUAAAAGCUUUUCGUUCUAUCCACUUUAGUGGGAGCGGUACGAUCGCGUCGUUGUUUAUGAUGACUUGAUGAGUAAUUUAGGUCAAUUAUCAACCCAAAUUGAUACAGAAGCUAAGUACUGAUCUGUAUAUAAAAAGCCACCGCGUGCACCUCUGGCGGCACAGCAGUCUUCGUCUAUCAAUUGUAAGCAAUAUUGUACCAUAUCUUACUACUAAUACAUUUGGCAAUCGCCUGCGAUAGAUGAUUAUAUCUGGACGUUUGUAACUUUACACUGCUGGACGGUGGAUCUCGACUAUUCUUAAACGAAGUUAUCAAAGGAACUUUUAUUAUGUUUAUCUACGAUUGUCGCAUGCCCCAUUGCAGAUUAAAAUUCUUGACUUGAACCAUUUUAUUACAAAGUUACAAACGUCCAGUGUAUCCCUGUAGUCGUGCGGGUAGUACAUACAAUUUAGUUUAGAAACAUUUAAGGGAAUGCAAACUAACACCCCGAGUGUAUUUUUGACAAUAAGCUAAGUAUUAUACCCCGUAGUGAUCUGCUCGUCUAUGUCUGGUAGUAUUUGUAUUAUGUAUUGGAGGUUAUCCAUGACAACAUAUUUUAUGUCGCACUCUUACUUAAUUUUUGAAGUAUGUAUAUUACGAUAAUUAUUAUCUAACGAUUAAGUUGGAGAUACUUAUGCCUAUAUUUUUUAAUGUUUUCCAGCUGUUAACGACAAAAAUUAUACAAUUUUAUAAUUAUUAGGUCAAAAAAAGAUACAUUGCAACUGGCAACACGGUGUCGGUGUUGCUUGCUCUAAAAUGAAAGCAGCUCUAUCUAUUGAUCAUUGGAGCUUCCAAUAUAAUUAAAAAUAACUAUGUCUUUAGGUCGCUACCUAUUGCCGAAAAUUAGUAUUAUUUACAAUAUUAAAUGAAGAAACAUAGGAAGGCUUCCACGAAAGAAUCUCACUCUCGACGCCUCUACCGCGGUAUUUUUAUAUUAUUCACCGUAGUACUUAAAUUAGGUAGGUUAGAUAUGGAAAGCAAUACUCGAAAUCUUAUACUCUGUGAUUAGACAAGUAUUAUAUUAAUAAUUUAAUUAAAAAGACGGUUGAUGGUUGUGUUUGUGCAAUUCCUAGGUUUAAGGUGAAAUUUGCGGACUCGGUCCGCUCUAUAUCAUUCUUGUCAUUUAUGUGAUUGCCCAGUACUUAAAUUGUUUGUAAGAUUUUGUGUCGUUUUAGCUUUGUGAUGAGGAUUCAUAUUAGAGAAUAAAUCUUGCCCCAGCAACUACAUCCAGAAAUAUUUGCAUUCCCAAAAAAAGGGCGUACGCAAUUCAGUAACGAUCGAUAUUAAAUAGUAUUUAGAUUUUUGUUUCCGUGUCAUAUUUCUACUUCAUUCUUCAUCAUUCAUCUUUUAACGUUUCAAAACCUAACCCGUUAAGAAAGCCAGUAUUCUGUAUUACAAUAUUUGAAUACGCUCAAUAUACAAGUAUCUAAUGAUUCUUAUCCACAAGCAUCGACGACUCAACACUUAGCCCUACUUAGACUUGCCAAGACCAGACAUAGCCGAGCGGCGAGUAGAAUGACAUGCAUGGUAGCUUGUUCGACCGUGUUCCCCGCUGGUCGAGAUACACUAGCUCCGACACCUCUGCUCUGCGACUGAGACGGCUUGUACACCUCAGUCGGAUAGAGAGACGAACUAAGUCGUGCCAUCUCGCUGGCGCUUAGAUGUGUGAAGGAGACAACUGUCCCUGGUGUAAGCAUGACUUCUUUUGUUUUCUUAUCUGACCGAACGAGUCCGUCGCCCAGCAGAGCUGUCGGACGCCACACGUGUACACCCCUGAACGGGCUCGGAUCUAGGUCUUAAAUUCAAACGUGGAAGACAUCGCUCUCCGAACCGACACCUAGAUCCCCGCUCGGUAGCAUUAUUUGAAAUUAGUUAAGUAGGUUUAGAGCCUUCUGAGAUUUGUGAGCGCCCGGGGGGGCGCUGCACGUUUUGUAUAUUUAGAAUGUCCUUCUUUCAGUAUUAUACGGUUGAAAUUAUUGUAGUGACCCCUUCGAGGGCGGCCGCCCGGUGUCUUGCCAAAGUAUCUACAGCGGCGGCCGAUCCUCCAUGAUUGUACUUAAUUUUUAAUAUGUGUAGUGUGUACCUUUCCCGAGCUCGGGAGGAUCGUACUAACGAUUUAUUUAUAUAUUAUUCCUCGAACACCUAGCGUUAAGUCUGUGACCGCGCGGGUAUCGCGCCGGUAUAGAAGCUUCGUAGUUUUGUAUCCUAGAUAUUAUAGGUACUAUAGUAUGCCCGUUCUUAUGUAUGUUAUGCAGCACCUAGAUAAAGAAUGUGUCAUUACAUUUUAAUAUUAGAACAAUAUUAUGUGUGUUUUAUUUCUUUGUAUCCGUUUGGGCUAGCCGGGUUCGUUCACCUCCUAGUUAGAGUGCACGUUGAGCGGUAGAGUGUGACGUCGGCGCGGAGCUGCGGGGGGCGGCGCGGCGGAGCGGCCGGCGGCCGGCGGCGGUAAGUCGGACGACGGUUUGGAGGCAUGGUGUAUCCGCUUAGUCGACUUGUGACUAACAAACGACUUCUAGUAAGGCAUGGUUGGCAUGAGUUCAUACGUAAUUCUUCCAAGUUCACUGUCAAUUUCUGAUCGGGCAUAUAUUAGCCACACGUUGGUUGUGAAGCGUGCUCCUGCGACGCCCCCAGCGCGGCCUCCGCGGCCCCGCCGGGGGCGUCCGAUCCUAGACGCGUAGUGUAGACCCCUGAGUAGAGACGCUUCGCUUGAGGCCUCCGGUCUUCCUGGUUCGAAUCUGAUUUGCCAAAAGUAAGCCAAAUUGCAUUUUUGCUCAAACGAAACUCACCCGCGAGAUGUACCUAUCGUGCGUUUUAGUUUCGAGGCAUCCGGCGACGAGCCGGCCGGUGCCGUGCCGGAGUAGCUUAGGUAUGUGACAAUAAUCGUAUGUUGCCAACGGAGACGUUACGUUUGAUGUUGCUACACGAAAAAAGACAUUCCUCUCUAGUCAUUUUAUAUUAAAUUUCGAACGAAUAUCAAUUUCACUCGCUCAACAUUCUCGCCUAGUAGUAUAGUUAAGAGCUUCAGCGAUAUGUGCCAUAAUCAUGCCGUAGCACGGCCCACAGCCCACGGCCUACGGGCGACGUUAUACUAGUGAUGUUCUUGUUUUCGCGAAUCCAGGUUCUCUGGACCAAUAUGAUCGAGAUUUAAAAUAUUAUAUAUAUUCGUAAUGUAAGAUAGUAUAUACAUAUAAUAUACAACUUUUGGAUUGGUAUAGUGAUGUUACGAAAAUAUGUUGUGUGUUAAAUGUAUUACAAAUGCUAGCGUAGAUGUGUAGUGUAGUGAUUUUGAAGAUUUACAUAUAUAAUAUUAAACAUAAGUAUGACUAACCGAAAGCAAUAACAUUAUGAUAUUAAUACAGCACGCGUGCGCUGAUUUCGUACCACCCGUAACUAUACUUCGAACUACCCUCUCUUAUUACGUAUUCGCGUUCUUAGAGAAAAGUUCUACAUACUCUGAUUAUUAUAAUUAUGGAUAACAGUGAUUUUUCAAAUAGGCAUUCAUCAUAGGCGUAGACUAAUACGUGAAUACGUAACACUUUUUUAUAACUACCCUCGAGUACCUAUAAGGUACUCGUGCAAGUCCGACAAAAAUCGCGCGUCGAAUCAGCGCACACAGAAGCGCGCGUACUAUAUGUUAAAGUAUACACAUGCAUAUAAAUUAUUGCAAUAUUUUUGUAUAAUAGUUCGGUGUAUCCAAGUAGUAUGUUGGUAUUUGUAUUUUAAAAAAUUACAAAAAAAUAUAAAUAUUAAGUGAGAGUAUAUGAUUAAAUUGUUUAACGCGUGGGAUACGCCGCUUGGGGCGUGCGGCCAUGUAUCACAUCACUGUGGUCUCGCUCGUCAGUCGUCACCCGACUGUGUGUGUGUGUGUUCGCCGAGCGCUGCCGGACCACAGUGAGCUCAGUAGCUGGCAACACUAGUAUCGAUGAUGCUAUUUUAUCUGUUAUAACGAGAUUUAAGCCCUCAUAAUAUUAUUCGUCGUCGAGGAAACGCGUGGCCUAUCUCGAUCUCCCCUGCUCGGUGUCGCUUAAAUCUCGUUCACUAUCGAUAUAGAGGCUGUCGAACAUUCCUUUUAUUCCAUUGUAGAUAAAAACAAUUUUACCAUAGACGACGUAGUUAUGGGCUGUUUUGUUUUCACGGACUGCAAUAGUAACGAUUAGACAUAAUGUGCAAUACUGAACGAAUUUUUCCAUUAUGUUUAAAUACCUGUAGUCGGGUUUUAGUGUGGGUACCCGGUCCGCGGCGGGGGCGGCGCCGGAGUCCCGGGCGGGCGCCGGCUUCGCCCCCGCGCGCGGACGCCGAACGGUCUAAUAUGCUUCAGCAGAAUACAUUGAAUGUUUUGUAAUUAACGUAGUGGAUUGUUAAUUUUAUCCUCGUCUUUUUGAGUUCAUUUUGGAAAGGCUUGGAUUCAUAGAGGAGGCUCCCCGGGGCCGGUGCGUAGUCGUAGUGCGUGUACGUAGGCCGCGCGCCUCCCUCGAUGCCUAUUAUAUUACUUAUGGUUCAUCUCCACCUAGACGAAUAUUAGAAAUAAAUGGUAAUAAACACA
This is a messenger RNA of Aricia agestis (brown argus), 6657 nucleotides long. Its product is annotated as RNA-binding protein Musashi homolog Rbp6-like. The transcript is spliced from 4 exons. The record is from RefSeq and is a predicted model, not a curated record. The coding region runs from base 83 to 1171 and encodes 362 amino acids. Gene Ontology annotation, molecular function: RNA binding. Lineage: Eukaryota; Metazoa; Arthropoda; Insecta; Lepidoptera; Lycaenidae. Gene Ontology annotation, cellular component: cytoplasm.